GCCCCAGACAAGUCGGCGCUCUAACUAAUCCUAAAACUUGCUCAUCUGUAGAACACAUUCAUUAGCUUCCACAAGUACGCGGACCCGUCUUGACAGCUUUAUGUGACAAGCACUCUCUUGCCGCAAGUGAGGACUGUCGACCAUCCUCACAAUGUUCAAUCGCAUCGACAAUCCCCGUGGCGAGCAGGCGUUUGACACGUCUGUCGCUUUCUCCGUCAUAGCCUUUGUCAGUGUCGUCCUGCGGUUGUACACUCGAUGGUUCAUCGUUCGUGCUCCAGGUAUCGAGGACCACCUCAUCUUAGUAGCAACACUCUGUUCCAUUUGUUUGACUAUCGCCAUUGCCUACCAGGUGAAAUGGGGAAUGGGUAUGCACUCGACUUCAUUAUCAGCAGAGGACAAUGUCAAAGUCUCGAAGGCUUUCUGGGCAUCACUGAUCGUCUACUACCUAUCACUCGGACUGACGAAGAGCUCGCUUCUUCUGCAGUACCACCGAGUAUUCCCGACCCGCAAGUUUCGACUCAUGUGCUGGUGCGUCUUCGCAGUAGUAAUAGCCUACACUGUCUGGACGGUCUUCGGCAGCAUCUUCGCUUGCGUACCAGUGCGUGCUUUCUGGACCAAGGAGGACGCAUACUGCCUUGAUCAGUUCGCCAUGUGGUUCACCAACGCGGCCAUCAACAUCGUCACGGACUUCGUCAUUAUUCUCCUCCCGAUGCCAGUGAUCCGACGAUUGCAACUCGGGAAAAGACAAAAGUCAGCUCUGAUUGGAAUCUUCGCUGUCGGCGGCUUCGUCUGCAUCGUCUCGAUUCUGCGUCUCCAAUCACUCGUCGCUAUCUCCAACUCCACCGACCAGAGCUACGACAACCCCGCCGCCGCCACGUGGAGCUCCGUCGAAGCCAACGUGGGCAUCAUCUGCUCCUGCCUCCCGCUGCUCCGGCCCCUGAUGACCAAAUGGCUGCCCGGCGUUUUCUCGUCGCACCGCCGCGACACGCGCAGCACGCCGCGCAUCUACCCGACCAUCGGCACUGCGCGUAGUCGCCCCUUGGCGAGCCACAACGGCGACAUCUCGCUGGAAACCACGGCGAAGGCGUCGCGGCCUGGGUCCCACGGCUCGAGCGACAUAGACGCUGGCGACAUCCAGGUCGAGACGCAUAUCCACAUCAAGGUCGAGGGCGGCGGAGACCGGUUCAGUGGCUGGGCCACGCCGGAGAGUAAAGGGCGAGAUGGACGGGAUAGUACUGACACGCUGGUCAAGGAGUCGAGGAGUGCCGUUUAGCGCUUUUGAUGGUACCGUUUUAAUUAGUAUUGAUACCCAGCUUGAUAGCAUACUUUCAUAUACAGCACUGACACGACAUUGUCUGUCCUGCCCGUGACUGUGCCUGUAGACAACUUGAGCAUUGUCACGACAGGUCGAUUGUAAUAAUAGACUACGUCAAGCACCCGCGAAACCCAGCCCCAUAAAAAGACCACCGGACUCAGAACCUCCGGUCUGAGCCCCCACGCACCGUAGACACACUACCGCACCCUGGCAUGUCCACCAUCGCUAUCUGAGGCGAGAAGUUACACAAAUGCUAACAAAUACUUCAGUCAGGCGUACUUAGUCUGAUAGGAAAGACUCUCGACGAGGCGACUCAUUGUAUUUUCCUCGAAUGUGCUUGGUUGCAUUGGUAUCAUUAAUU
Molecule: messenger RNA, 1676 nt
Organism: Boeremia exigua
Lineage: Eukaryota; Fungi; Ascomycota; Dothideomycetes; Pleosporales; Didymellaceae
Exons: 5
Coding region: 152-1273 (373 amino acids)
Source: RefSeq, a predicted model, not a curated record